Molecule: messenger RNA, 4557 nt
Organism: Mya arenaria
Lineage: Eukaryota; Metazoa; Mollusca; Bivalvia; Myida; Myidae
Exons: 14
Coding region: 1-2523 (840 amino acids)
Source: RefSeq, a predicted model, not a curated record
AUGGCAGAAGAAAUACAAAAUAAAAAGCACAGAAACUGGUACAGAGGUGCAAUUGCCACACUUAUAACAAAGAAAGCGGUGGCUCCAUUCACGGAGGAUGUGAUAUCAGACUUCGUUGAACAACAAAUUGUAGAUAUAAAUAGGAUAAACAAUCGAGAGAGUGGAUUCGUGUGUAGGUCGGGUCGUGUAAGAUACAAAACCUGUUACCAUGCCCAGCAAGAGGGUUCUGCAGUAUUUGCAGCGCCAUCUUGGAAAAACACAAAAGCUGAAGAAUGGUGUAUCAAUAGUUGGCAGGUUGCCAAGUGUUUCUUUCCACCUGAUGGCUAUAUCGACGUUUCCAAUCCCGGCGACACCGAUUUUAAUGGAGUUAUCAACCUGAUUAUUAACUGCACACUGUUCGAGGAUUACUUCAACGAUAACCUGACGGUUGAAGGGAAUAUUUGUGAAAAGGCUCGUGAAGUGGGAAGAUCCAUACGCCACUCGCCUUCCCUUCAUGUCUGCAACAGUGAGCUGUCUGGAUACUUUGACGCAUUGGUCGCAUUGCUUAGUGAUGCAACGCUGCAGCAAUCCAACCAAGCGACAAAACAGGCUUUAAGGAAGUUGAGGAAGUUGAAGGCCAGUCCUUACGUCACUUGUAUCGAGGGAGAAAUAGCGGAGGAAUCAUUGAAAAGUAGUUCCUCAGAUGAGAGUCUGCCCAAAUGUCUGUCUGACCGCCUGAAGCAGACCAUUUCGAAGGAAGAUAUUUUCUGGGACACAAGUGAUGGUUCAAGCAAUGUUGACGACGGCAUUGAAACGGACAGAGAUUCAGUGGGAAACUAUUCUUCAUCUAUAUCAUCAGAAAAUAUUCAAGAAGACAGUGAGGGCGAGAAAUCCACAGCGGAUCAACAUUACGAUAACUUGGAACCCGAAGUUAUCAAAAGGCAAACAUCAGAAUCUGAACUUGAACAGCUUCGAGCAACGGAAGCGGAUGAAUCGGAUCUAGAACUUGAAUAUACGGAGGAGGCUCUGAUGAAACGUGAAAAUAAAAUGAGAGGAUCAGAAUCGGGAAUUUACACCAUGCCAUCAAACAACACUUCAACGUUAACCAUUCGGCAAACACCACACGGACGAAGGCGACCUGAUAGCAUUUUAUCUUCUUUAUCUUCUGUGUAUGGCUAUUCAACUCACAAACGAGGUUCUUGGGUGGAAGCUUCUAUCUACGGCUUUUUGUCAGUCGUGCUGGCUUUUCUAUUCUGGAUUUUGAUGGGAAACGUUACAGUACUUCUAGGACUCUGCAUAAACGCCAAAGAUUACAUUUUGUUUCCUGGGCAGCCGGUGAUGUUUGUGAUUCUGAUGUGUCUUUGCACUCUUUUGAGCAGAUUCAACUUGGCACUGCCGCUAAUGAUCAUGUUUAUAUCAGCAGAAGAUUGCCCUGGCCUAUUAGGUGUACGUUUGGUCCUCUUUGCAUACACCAUAACAUCUGGUUUCGUUGGUCUUACUUCUGUUCGACGUCGUUGGGGAUGCUCCUUCUAUGCUUCCCAAUUAACGAAAGAGACUGUGACAUUCUACAUUUCACAAUCCAUAUCUCACCUGUUUUGCGUUUUAAUGACAUUUACUGGAAUGGGAUCAGCAAAAUUUGAAGAUCCGAUGGGUGAUUUUGAAGUAUUUCAGAAUCCUUUGAUCCUCAAGGUGGAAGAGUGUCAGAAUGAUGUAAACUCUUCUGCCCACAAUGUGACGGACGAGAUAUCGAACACGAUAGAAUCAAACAAAACUGAAAAAUGUGUGCAGCUUGGCAGCCAUGACAUCCAACCAAUCACGACAGUUAUUCUCACAUCUGUCCUUUUGAUAGCUCUCUGUUGUGUAUAUGAACUACUGAGACGCUUACUUAGCAGAAUCCGUUUCCAAAAUAUUCUGAAAAUAUGUCUCACAAGGCUACACCAUACACCUGAUGAAAAUACAAACUUGAGAAGGCGUUCUUUUCAACUGAAGUUUUGGGCGAUAGUUAGCGGAAUGGUCAUGGGUGCACUAACAUUGGACCAUGUAGCUAUUUAUGGCUGGUGCUGUUUUAAUACAUACUCCAAAGUGAAGUGUUUUACAAAGUACAUUUUGUUAGGGUCUUUUCUUAUAUGUUCUUUAUUGGCUUCAUUGUGUUCACUACUGUUUACAAAUCUUAACAUGAUAUACAUAUGCCUUAUAAGUGCAAUAAUUAGUAUAGUUUCAUUUAUUUUAACAAUUGUAUGUAUGUUAGUAAACGAAAAGGAAAGCAUGUGGAUAUUUAGACCAUUACACAGUUUACUACACUAUUUAAUACGACAUCUUACUCGGAACGUAAUAUACAUUCAUAUCAUUUUGCAUUGUUUCAUUUUACCUGUUGUUCUUUUAGGUAUGUUUGUAGUAAACAAUAUUGGCGAACAAUUGUGUUUGACAAUUGUGCUGCUUUCUCAUUUUAUUAGUUUAUUGUCGUUAGCUGCUUUAAAUCACUGUUUGGAAAAGAUCAGGUGUAAAACAUUUGAUAAUGAGACUUUUCAAUUGAACUUCAUGUAGAUAUUUGUAAACUUCAUGUGGAUUAUUCUAAGCUACUCUAUUAUAUUUUGUUUGGAUAGUGAAUAAGCCUUAUAUAAAGAAGAAUUUGAUUCUAACAAUUUGAAGGAAGGUGAUGAUGUCCUAGAUGGAAGAAGAGAUAAUAUUAGUUAAAGGUGUAGAAUGUGUACGGAUAUUUAGAGCUUAAUGCAGUUUAUUGAUUUUAUUGGAUGGUGUGAUUGAUGUUUGUGUGUCUAUACUAAAAAAUAUUUCGGUGUGCAAGCAAUUUGACAGAGUUUUGUCAUUGUGCAGGCGAUUGAACGAAGUCCUAUCAGUGUGCAGGCAUUGUAUCAAGUGCUGUCAGUGUGCAGUAAAUUAUCAAGUACUGUCAGUGUGCAGGCAACUGAACAAAGUCCUGUCAGUGUGCAGGUAUGAGAAUCAAAUUCUGUCAAUGUGCAGUCAUUCAUCAAGUCCUGUCAGUGUGCAGGCAACUGAACAAAGUCCUGUUAGUGUACAGUCAAUCACCAAGUCCUGUCAGUGUGAAGGAAACUGUGACAAGUUAUGUCAAUAUGCAGGCAAGUAUGACAAGUCCUGUCAGUUAUUAUCCAGGCAACAUGUUUGACCAGUAUGUUUUUUCAAUAUUCUUUGAGAACAAAUAUCAAGCUCUAUUGAUUAAAAAGGUUAAAUUAUUUUGCUCAGGUGAGAGAUUUAGAGCCAUUAUGGCCCUCUUUAUUAUGUUUUAUUUUCAAUGUGCAGUGUCUAUUAAUUAUUUAACCAAAUGUAUAUUUAUGCUAAAAUACAAUUUGAAGUAUAUAUCGAUUAUAAAACCAAUUGGAAAUCUAUGCAUGGAAAAUAAUUUGCAGUUUUUGUUGAUUAUAAAAUCAAAUGGAAAAUGCCUGCUUGAAAAUAAUAUAAAGUAUACUUUUUCAAUACCAUUAGGUAAUUAACCUAUUUGCUUAAAUACUUUGUGCAAUAUAUAUAUUUAUUCUCAAGUGCAAUAGAAAAUGUAUUGUUAAAUACAUUGUGCAAUAUCUGAUGAUUCUAAAACUCAAUGUAAAUAAUAUUUCAAUACAGUGUACAAUGUUAAGUAUAUAUUUUUUGUUAUACCCAAUGGGUAGUUAAUGCUUAUUGUUAUACCCAAUGGGUUGUUUAUGGUUAAAAACAAUGUGACGUUUACCUCGAAUAUAAAAUCAAAUGAAAUAGUAUGCUUACUUACAAUUAGCAGUAUCUAUUGAAACAAUAACCCAAUACGAAGUUUAUGCUGAAAUGCACUGUGCAGUUGAUAUUGAUUUUAAACCCAAUUAGAAAUUAAGACAUAAAUACAAUGUGCAGCAUUUACUGAUUCUAAAACGCAAUGUUGUUUUUUUUUUUGCUAAAUUCAUGCUAGUAAAAUGCAGUUUGCAGUAUAUAUUGACUCUAAAAUCCAUUGGGAAAAGUAUGUUUUUGUACCAUUUAUUAUAUCAGUUCAGGAUUUUAAUGGUUAUAUUCCACCACGUAUGAUCUGAUUGCAGAAUCGACAUAUUAAAUGCUUCGUACAACAUACGUCUUACAUGUGGAAAUACUUCAUAAUGAUGUAGCUUACUUAACAAGCAUCUAUUCAAAGUCACUGACAACCUGAUUUAUAAGUAAGUUUGUUCAAUAUUUUUAUUAAUACUUCUGUUAAUGUUCGAACAAUACCUCUUAUGAUAUUAAGGAGUGCUUACUAUGAAAAGUAUUAUAGCAAACGGAUUAGUUAUCAUUCAUGUUGAUAUUAUGUUGUUUUUAUUAAUAUUUUGAGUUGAAUAUAAUUGCUCCACAAUUUAUUAAGUUAUGUUUAUCACAUACAAAAAUAAAAUAAAUUUAAAUUUUAUAGAUUUCAUGAUAUAGAGAAGCAAUUGUUAUCGGCGUUUACAAAGGAUCUUUAAAAUAUUGAAGGAACAUUUAUAUUGAUUGAUUAGGAAAUUGUUGCUAAGUUUUCAGUAUUUUGAACAUUUCUUCAGACUGAAUGGAAUUUAAUUAGCACAUUUAUCACAAGUAAUCUCUGUGUCAUGCGUAUACCAGAAUAAAAGCUAUAAUCAA